GAUGUCCCAAAUAAAUUAUACUCUGAAUCUAGCAUAAAAUAUCUGAUUAUCAACACUUCAUCGCCCAAUUUAAACUGACAUGCUGCUUGUGUUUCUGAGAGCACGGCCCAGUUGGCUGUUUAGUCCAUUGAUACAUCUAACUUCUGUCAUCCACUCUUUACUUUCCACCCCUCUGCACUCUCUCACAGCUUAAACCGUCAGUCUUCCCCACAACAGAGCGAGUGUCUGGUGGCACCGUGGUUACUAGAGUUGGUCGGGUAUACCUUUGUUUCAGGUCAGGACUUCCAGACAUCCCUCUACUAAUCAACCUGUUUUUGCCUUGUACCUGGUUUCUGCCGACCUGUCCAGGAUGUGGCCACUGCUGCUAGGUGUCUUCACCGUUCUGCUGGCGGUAUGGGUGGCCAUCUCAAUUCUAAAUUAUUCCAGGAGAAAGACAGUGUUUUCCCAGGAGUGCCUGCGACCCCCUGGCCCGUUGGUAACAGACAGGAAACUGAGAGAGGAGGUGCUGAAGAAAGGUUUCAGAGUGGACCGCGUCCCGGAGAACCUCGAUGCUAUAGUGAUCGGCAGCGGUAUCGGUGGGCUGACAGCAGCGGCAAUUCUGGCCAAAGCAGGGAAGAGAGUUGUGGUUCUGGAACAGCACGACCAGGCUGGGGGGUGCACUCACACCUUCGAGAACCAGGGCUUUGAGUUUGACGUGGGGAUUCACUACCUGGGCCAGCUACAUGACAACAGCAUGUUCCGUGUGGCUCUGGACCAGAUCAGCGAGGGGCAGAUUCAGUUCAAAAAGAUGGAGCAGCACUUUGACACACUGGUCUUGGGUCAGGGGGAAGACCGCAGGGACUAUCACAUCCUCGCCGGGAAGAUAGAAAUGAUGGAGAGCCUGAAGAGACAGUUUCCUGACGAUAAGCAGGCUUUGGAAGAGUAUUUUAAGUAUAUGAAGAAGGCAGCCCGGCGUAUCAACCUCCUGGCUGGCCUGAAGAUGAUGCCGAUGUGGCUGGUACACUUCCUGUCUCGCACUGGCCUAUUAGAGCGUAUCUCUACAGUGUUCCGCAUGGCCAUCACCAAACACACAGAGAAGAUGGCCACCCUCACCAAGAACAAAGACCUACAUGCCCUUUCUGCAUACCUCUUCUAUGGUGUUCCACCUAAGGAGGCCAGUUUUCUGAUUAACACUCUGCUGCUCCAGCACUAUAAGAGAGGAGCUUACUACCCCGUAGGAGGUGCCAGUGAGAUCGCCUUCCACAUCAUCCCAGUCAUCCGGAAGGCAGGUGGCGCUGUGCUGGUCAGAGCCCCAGUGCAGAGGAUCCUUCUGGAUGAGGAAGGCUCGGCCUACGGUGUGACGGUCAGGAAAGGUCAGGAGGAGGUGAAGGUGUUGGCUCCAGUGGUCAUCUCCAACGCUGGCAUCUUCAACACCUUUGAGAAGUUCCUGCCUCCAGAGAUCCAGGCCAAGCCAGACAUCCAGGCCCUGCUGGGGAAGGUUAAACAUGGCAUGGGCAACUUCCUGGUCUUUGUCGGCCUGAACGGCACCAAGGAGGAGCUGGGCAUCAGCUCUAUGAACUAUUGGAUGUACAAACACAACGACCUGGACACACUGAUGGAGAGUUACAGCUCUCUAAAGCGCGAGGAGGUUGUGGGGAACAUACCCAUGAUGUUUAUUCAUUUCCCCUCAGCCAAAGACCCCACCGCCGCCACCCGUCAUCCAGGGAGGUCCUGCAUGACUCUGCUGAGCUUGGCCAAGUUCGAUUGGUUUGAAGACUGGAAGGACACCAAGCUUAGUAAGAGAGGGUCCGAUUACGAGGACCUGAAGAUGAGCAUGGCCAGAGAGCUCCUGGACUGGGCUCUAGUUGUCUUCCCUCAGCUGAGGGAUAAGGUGGUGUUCAUGGAGGCGGCCACUCCCCUGACCAACAUGCACUACCUGGGCGCCCCGCGAGGGGAGUGGUAUGGCGCUGAACACAACCUGGACCGGUUCAGCCCAGAGGUGGUUGCCAGAACCAGACCGCCGACACCCAUCAAGGGACUCUACAUCACAGGCCAGGACGUGUUCUGUAACGGGAUGGCCGGCGCUCUACACGGAGGAAUCCUGUGUGCCUCGACGGUUCUGAACCGCAUUCUCUACAUGGACUUGCUGGCUCUGAAGAAACAGCUGAAAAAACAGGCCAGUGAAAAAGCUCGUAUGAAGGCCUGAAGGACUUCUUUGGACACGGCGCUGACCUCGGACAUUCAUUAUAUAGAUCCUGUGAGCUUCUGAGUGUCAUAUUGUGUCACCGUGUGCGUUUUACAUAACAGCGCCUGUGUCAUGUGACUGGGCCAUUUUGACAUAUAGAAUAAAAAAUACUGCAACUUACGGUACGCUUGUUAUGGUCACCUUGUGCCCUCACCUUAUCCCUCUUCGAGGUAGUUAAAAAACAGUCAUAGCUGUAUUUUUCUAGGUUGUUAAUGAUUUCCGAUCUUUAGCCAGAUCACACCAGGCAGAAACAUGGGCGUUCUAAACUUUGUUUUCAUUGAAAGGUUACCGUUAAGACAACUCAUCAAAACUAAAUUUUGCAAAGUGAAUAAUUCACAUUGGUCCAGUCCACUGUUGGAUGAUUUGACUAGACAUUUUAUAGUUAAAGUAACAAUAUUUUAUUCUGUAGAUAAUGAAGAUUUGACUAGACUCUUUAUAGUAAUAGUAUUUUACUCUGUAGAUUAUGUUUUUGUGUUCAGUCUACUGCUGCAACACUUGUUACAAUACCUUAACUUGUUCUCCAAGUACAGUCCCCCAGGAACCAAUUUUCAGCUUUUAUAUUUUAGUAAUUGAUCAGAUGCUCUUAGUGGAGCAAAAAAGGGUUAAAUGUUUUUCUCAAACACAGAACCACAGAUUUUUUCCUUUGCUGGCUCAGGGAUUUGACUGAGCAACCUUUGAUUCAAAUAAAGACAGCAAAAAAAUAACGUGGCUGCACUUCAUGGCUCAAUACAAACAGUGUGACUGGAACAGGACUUUGAUCUCCCAUGCUAUUAAAACCACCUAAAACAUUCACAAUCGGCUAUGAUGCUACAUAAAACUGUUUACAUAUUCCAGUUAUUUUGGUGAAUCACAGUCACUAAACCCCUCCAGUAGACUGAGGUUUUGGUUCCCCAUGUUAAGGCCAAGGCUUUAGCUCAUCAGCAUAACACUGUCCAUGGAACACAACAGACUCUGGUUUUAAACAUUUGGUAAAUGGUAGUAUUGUUCAUACAUACAUUUUAUGAACCAAAGCUGUGUUGGAUUGGUAGCAAGGAGGUAUCUCAACUGCUCAACCUGUAGUCUAGUCAUAAACACUGUUCAUACAUGGCUUUAUCAUGUCUGCACACAUUUUUAGGCAGGCGUUGAUGAUUAAAACAUGCAUUUUAAAGGCAGCUAUGAACUAAUAUGAUUUCAUCAAGGUUUUCAGUGACAGUCAGUGAAAGGGUUUUAUCAUUGCUUAAUGACCUACCAUUAGCCAAAGUCCUAAUAUUAUUGAAGUAUGAAUCUAUGAUUGGGCAGCGGUAAUAAAGCCUGAAAGAAAAUGUUUAAGAGGCGUGUCAAUGACACUAUGUCGGUCAGUCACAUGGCGAAGAUAAUCAGUUGUCUGUUCAAUAUCUUACUAAUAGGCUUUCAUAAAUCAUCUUACUGGGUAGAGCUGUUAUGAAACCGAUGGGGUUAAAGAGCAUAGAAGAUGUGUGGAAGCAUCAGACAUGACUGACACAGAAGAGAACAGAUUGGAUCUUCAAAAUGGAAAACAGACUUCAUUCCAGAUGUCAAAAAACAUUUAAAUAAACUACCAUAUUAUCACAGAUCAAGGCCCACAACAAUAAUACUUCAUCAUAUUAACAGUUUUGAGUAAGGCUUACAAAAAUACAAUUUAUUCAAGAUUUUUGAAUAUUUACACAUGUACACAGAGCAGGUGGAGGGACAAAUCUUGCUUCACAGGACACACAUUCAUAGACGUCCAUAAUCCCACGCUUGCCACAUAAGCCGAUUCAUCCUUUUCCCACAGGGCGCCUCCCAAACACACCUUU
Molecule: messenger RNA, 4017 nt
Organism: Esox lucius (northern pike)
Lineage: Eukaryota; Metazoa; Chordata; Actinopteri; Esociformes; Esocidae
Product: inactive all-trans-retinol 13,14-reductase
Exons: 11
Coding region: 350-2185 (611 amino acids)
Source: RefSeq, a predicted model, not a curated record